UAAACUUGAAAAAUUGGGGAAUUUUCCUGAUUUCACAAUAGCUAGACCCAGAGAGGGGAAAAUGGUGAAAUUUUCGAUGGCAGAAGAUGAUAUCGAAGGAUUUCGACUAUACGAUGAUGAUGACGAAGGACCUAGCAGACCAACGCCCAAGAAACAGAGAACUACCUGCACUCAAAGACAAGAACAACAAGAAGAAGUAGCUGAAGAAGAAGAAGAAGAGGAGGAGGAGGAAGAAGAAGACUAUGGACCUGAAGACGAGGAAGAAGAUGAAUCUGAACAAGAAGAAGAAGAAGAGGAGGAAGAAGAAGAGGAAGAGGAGGAGGAGGAGGAGGAGGGUCAGAACGAAGAUCCCCUUCUUCCAACUGCGAUUCGUUUUUGUCAAAACACAACAACAAAUGGAAUAUCAUUGGGAUUGAACAGUGGUGCCAACCUCAACAAUCAUGCACCCAACCGCGAUGGCUCCAUUUCCGUAACCCUAACCGACCCAGAUGUGUUGGAUUGCCCCAUUUGCUUUGAUCCCUUGAGCAUUCCUGUCUUUCAGUGUGAGAAUGGGCAUAUAGCAUGCUCCUCCUGCUGCCUCAAGCUUGGGAACAAGUGUCCCUCUUGCUCUUUGCCGAUUGGUUAUAACCGUUGCCGGGGCAUUGAGAAAGUUCUUGAAUCUGUCAAAACAUCAUGCCGAAAUGCGAAGUAUGGUUGUGGAGAGACAAUGAGUUACAGUAAGAAACAUGAACAUGAUGAGACAUGCAUUCAUGCACCGUGUUCAUGCCCUAUUCCCGACUGCGACUUUGUUGGCUCCUUUAAGGACUUAUCCAUACACUUCGGCCCCAAACAUUCAGAUUCUGCUAGGUGUUUCAUCUACAACUGCCCUGUCUCCGUUUCAUUAAAUGUGGAACAAAAGUACCUUAUUCUUCGGGAACAGAAUGAGGGGACAAUUUUCGUCCUCAACAAUGUUCUUGAAAUUAUUGGAAAUUUGGUCUGUGUUAAUUGUAUUGGGCCGCCCUCAUUAAAGAGAAGGUUUUUUUAUGAUCUUAAAGCGAGAAACCAGGGCAGCUCAGUGAGAUUGCGGUCUUUUGCAGAGAGCAAGCCAAACUGGUUUGAACAUCUUCCUGACAAGGGGUUUCUUCUAAUACCGAAUGAUUUCAUCCGUGAGCAGCUCAAGUUGGAUAUUUGCAUUUGGAAGUGUCCGCCAAUAUAAAGAGUGGCGAUGUCAUAGUCAUAUAUGUGGCCAUAUUGCAUUUCAUCUGGGAAUUGACUUGGUAUUGGAAGGUGGUGUUCUAGCCUAAUUAAACUUGUUCUGUUUUGUUGGAUUUAAAAUCACUUGGCUGAUUGUAAAUUUGUCAAAUUUGGCCUUUAAAGUAGUUACUGUCACCUGCAAAGCAAAUAUGUAUUUAUGUUGCUGCUCCAGCCUCUUUGCAUUACCCUUGGUUCAGGACUGAUUGAAGCUGCAAAAACUGAAUAUGCUGAUUACAUUAUCAUGACAUUUUUCAGUUAAUGCUUUUUUUUAUUUUUACUUUUAAUGUUAUUUGUUCUUAUUUUUAA
Cornus florida is the source of this 1539-nucleotide messenger RNA. Its product is annotated as E3 ubiquitin-protein ligase SINA-like 10. The record is from RefSeq and is a predicted model, not a curated record. Bases 62 to 1195 code for a protein of 377 amino acids. The transcript is spliced from 2 exons. Lineage: Eukaryota; Viridiplantae; Streptophyta; Magnoliopsida; Cornales; Cornaceae. Gene Ontology annotation, molecular function: zinc ion binding.